Molecule: messenger RNA, 1225 nt
Organism: Helobdella robusta
Lineage: Eukaryota; Metazoa; Annelida; Clitellata; Rhynchobdellida; Glossiphoniidae
Exons: 10
Coding region: 46-1179 (377 amino acids)
Cellular component (GO): mitochondrion
Molecular function (GO): GTPase activity; magnesium ion binding; GTP binding
Source: RefSeq, a predicted model, not a curated record
GUUUUUUGCCUCUUUUAAACUUUAAUAAUUAGUUUUAGGACCGCGAUGGUUCAUAAAACUUUUUUAUUGUUAGGGAAAAAGGCCUCCAGAAAGUUUAUCGAUAAGUUAAGGAUCUUUGUUAAGGCUGGAAGUGGUGGAUUAGGGUUGAGUAAGUAUGGCGGUGUUGGCGGCCGUGGGGGUCACGUGUUUGCUGUUGGCUCAACCGAUGCUUCUCUUAAAAAAAUCAAAAAUGAAAAUUCAGACCAAAGAUUUGUAGCUGGAAAUGGUGGAAAUAGCAGUGCCAGAUCAUUGCAGGGAUCGCCAGGGAAGGAUGUUUUCAUUGAGUGCCCGAUUGGAAUUUCUGUCAAAACUGACAGUCAAGCCGUCCUCGGCGAAAUUAUGAAGGAAAAUGAUAAAGUUUUAUUGGCCAAGGGCGGAAGAGGUGGAGACCCUAGUAACUCAUUCAUUGGGCUUAAAGGUGACAGUCACAAUGUAAGCCUUGAUCUCAAGCUUAUUGCUGACAUUGGGCUUGUUGGGUUUCCAAAUGCUGGCAAGUCAACGCUGCUGAAGAGUUUAUCUAGGUCUAGUCCAAAGAUUGCGUCAUACCCAUUCACUACAAUAGAACCUAGAGUAGGCAUACUGGAGUAUGAUGAUCACAGACAAAUAACUAUGGCUGACCUGCCUGGCCUGAUCGAAGGGGCCCACAUGAACGUCGGGAUGGGCCACAAGUUUCUGAAGCACAUCGAACGUACCAAACUCCUCCUACUCAUUGUUGACGUCAUGGGCUUUCGACUGAACCCCAAGUCCCCGCUGAGAUCCAGUUUUGAGAAUGUUCUACUACUUAAUAAAGAGUUAGAGUUAUACAAGGAGGAGUUGAUUGAUAAACCGAGCGUCCUGGUCAUCAACAAAGUUGACCUGCCAUCAGCACAGCUUCAUGUCGAUGCAUUAAUGAACAAACUUCAGCAAAUGGAAGAUGAAUUGAAAUCAAUCGCCGAAGAAUUCCGACCGAAGAAAUUAUUACAAUUCGAUGACGUCAUUACUGUUUCCGCUAAAAAUUCAUUAAAUACGGAACACUUGAAGGCGAAACUUCGAGAACUUCUCGACCUUCACAGUGACCUUGACGGUCAGGAUUCCAACCAGAAACAGUUGAGUCUGUUGAAAAAUUCGCUCACGGAGCAUGUUGGAUUGGGAGCCGUCUAAUGUUUUUAUUUUGUUUUUUUAGCUUUAGAAUAAAUGAAUUAAAAAA